Symbiodinium pilosum is the source of this 3279-nucleotide messenger RNA. The record is from the annotation of a GenBank genome assembly. NCBI's taxonomy places the organism in Eukaryota, Dinophyceae, Suessiales, Symbiodiniaceae.
AUGUCAAAUGCAUCUUUUCCUGCAGGUGGAUGGAGGUUCGCCUCUUACCGUGAGUCUCGUACCUUUGUCUGGCAGAGGUUGGGUUCCAAGUUUGCUGAGGUAGAUGCGGUGGAUGAGGAUUUGCAGCAAAAACUUCGAGCCGCGUUGGAGGAGGUCCACCACUUGCGUGAUCGCGUCAAGAAGCUCUGUGAUGAGUUGGAGGCAGGGGUGAGCAAGAAGAGCAAUGGCUGGACCGGAGUUGCUGGACCUACGGGGAUUGCCAGGCUUCAGCAGCUUCUGAAAGGCUGUGAGGAGGCCACUGCCCGGCAUGCGAAGUGCAUGCUGAGCGUCAAAGGCCUCCAGUCUGCUUGCGAUGACAUGUCGACCUGGAAAGUCCUCGUCUUAUGCGAGCCUGUUUGCGACCGUGAGCCCUGGCAAGGAUAUGUGAAGGAUCCUCGAUGUGUGAGGCAGAGUGAGCUUCGGGACCUAGAGAAGGACCCUGGGUUCUGGCGCAGGCUGGACCUUGCGCUCAAGUUUCUUUGGCCUAGUCCUUUGAAGACUGAGCUAAGCGAAUCUCAAAGUGGGGCUGCUGACGAUGCAGGAGCUGCGGAAGGCUGCAGUGAUUGCGUGGCUCCUCUUGGCAAGGCGAAGGCUCCAGGUCCACCACCUCCAGGAGGCUUUGGCAAUCGCUCACCUCGCGGCUCUUUGCCUAAACCACCUCCACCAAAGGCAAAGGGCAAAGGCCCAGGCAUUGCUCCACCGCCCAGCAAGGCCAAAGCCAGAAGUCUCACAAGAUCUUUGACUGAUUCGGAGCUCGCAGAUUUGAGGGACGAUCCAGUGCAGCAGUCUGCUCGGCUGGUGAACUUGCACUGGCGAGCUUCACAAGGGCCACCGGAGGAAACAGAGAUUGAUGUUGGCAAAGAUGGGUAUUUGCAGGGCAUGGCCAAUGUGAUGGAAAGGUGGGACUUGGACCGCACGGACAGAAUGAGGCAGAGCAUCAGCUGCUUUGAAAGUCGAGUCGGCCUAUCAGUCGCCAAAUUCGGAAGCUUUGUUGAGGAGCAGAGCCAAGUUGAGCCAGAACGCGGUUUAACGGCUUCGGGAAGACGCCGUCGACGAACCGUUUUUAAUGCGAUGACAGACGUGCCUGUUUUAGAGCUACAGCACCACCAGUUGGAAGAAUUCUUCCAAGCUCGCGCAGCAACCUUCGACAUUUGUGCCCGAGCAUCUUGCACAGCAGAUGUCACAUCGUUGAUAGUGGACAGCACCCAUCAACGCAUGCUGGACUUGAUGGUGCGCGGAGCAGCGAUCCAGAAGCAGGAUGGGGUGGAGAAUGCAGUCUCUGACUUACUCACUGCCCUAGUACGCUGCGACACCGCUCGCCUGAGCAGCUCAAUUUUGGGUGAUCUCAGAAAGGUGGUGCCUUCAUACUUGGAUGGCAGCAAUCCAAGUAUCCUUUCUUUCGUCGAGAGCCGAGGGACUGAAGCCUUGUCAAGGCUGGAGCAUCCUCAUCUCCAUCGCCUUCUCUUUGGCUUGGUGCGAAUACCCGCCAUUGCUGCAAGGCUGGAGUGCAUGGCCUUCGUGCAAAAGUUCUCGGAGGAACUCGAGACAUGCAAGGACAACCUGGACUCCCUGUGGCGGGCUCUUCUGCAAAUCUGCAGACGGCUGCCGGCCAUCCGCCGAUUCUGGGCAACAGUGCUGCAAGUGGGAAAUGCCUUGAAUACUGGCUCCAUGGCGAACACGACGGAGCGAGGCUUCAGACUUAUCAGCAUCUCCAAGUUACUGGACUUGAGAUCACCAUUUCGUCGCGACGUAUCCUUGUUCCACUUCGUUCUCAUGCACUUGCAGGUCAAGGACGUGAAUGACUUAUGCGCCCCAGAAUUCUUGGAUGCCCUGCAAUCUGCCCACCUCAGACGUGCAUACACAGUUCACCACGACGUCCUCAGUCACUUGGAAGGCUUCCGCCACAUGGAAAACCUCGUCGAGACUGGGGUGUUCAAAGGUGAGAAAAUCCCUUGCUUCACUCCUGCCCAAGAGGGAGAAGCUGAGCUGUCAAGAAAGGAAGACUGUUUCUUCCUUUGCAUGAAGAGCUUUGUGGCAACUUCACGGUCAGCUUGUGCGGAGAUCUGGAAACGAAGCUCCGAGAUGCUCCAAGGCUACAGAGAAGUGAGUCUCUAUUUCGAGGAUCCCGCGUUUGUGUACCCUCCGCCUAAAGACGACCAGGAUGGGAAGCGUGAUUUCUUUGGCCUCUUGCACAGCUUUGCCACAGACUGUGCCAGAGUCAAGCAGGACAUUGAAGUCCUGGCUCUUGCCACGGAUGUAUGGUCACAAUGCCGUUUUGCCCCGCCAUACUUAGACAUUGGGCCAGCGCAGGACCCUCGCAGCUUUUCUGAGAUUGCAGGAGAGCGUGAAGGCGUGGAGCGGGCACUCCCAGAACCAAAGCCAGGCAGGCACGACUUGGACAUGGUCCGAUCCAAGAUGCCCAGCCCACAGAGACCGCCGCAUACGCUCGCUGAAGGACCCGCGCUGCCGGGCAAGGUCUUCGCUGAACCUCCAAGUUCAGCUGGCACAUCUCCAGCGCAAAAUGAUCCCGCAGCUCCUGCAGCUCCUUUGCUGAGUCCGACUCUGCUCACAUCGCCCGACAAACAAGGACCUUUGCUGGGCUCGGGCUUGCUAGGCAAGAUGGAGAUGCCAUCUGUGCCACCACCAGAUAGAGCACCAAAGAGAGCCUCGAGUGGCCGGUCCACGUUGGUCUUGGGAGCUCCGCCGCUGCAAUUGUCACCUGGAGCCACGGGACCAGGACACCAGUCCCUGAGCCCCGGUUUGCCUACAACACCUGGCUCCACAGGGUCGCGACAAUGCAGGACUCCGGAGCCGGCUUACGACAGGCUUGCCAGGAAGAGUCUCACGAGACAAGUUGAUCGGGACUGUGCUGAGUAUCUGGGGCCAGCGGCGCGGAUUCGCGGCGAUUCUGGGUCAUCCCUGAAUUACACAAGCUCCUCGCAGACCUCUUGCUUGAGUCCAGUCUCCUCGUCUGGAUCAGGAGGGAGUGCGAGGUCAAGCAUGUGCCCGUCUGAUCUCAAGACACAGCUUCGAGAUGUCUGGAAACGCAGAACUCACACCGGGAGCAGAGAGGCGGAGCCGCAGCCUCGCACGCUGAAAAGUCCAAAUACCUCAGCUGUGGAGGCAGCUUGGCUAAGUAUGGAGUUUGCGGCAAGGACACCAAGGCAAUCCAGGACGACAUCACUUUCGCCGGUCAAGGAGCAGGGGGAGACCCCUCACCGACCUGUCAUGUGCCAAUAG